Molecule: messenger RNA, 1287 nt
Organism: Fonticula alba
Lineage: Eukaryota; Rotosphaerida; Fonticulaceae
Product: YjeF
Exons: 5
Coding region: 71-1147 (358 amino acids)
Biological process (GO): metabolite repair
Molecular function (GO): ATP-dependent NAD(P)H-hydrate dehydratase activity
Source: RefSeq, a predicted model, not a curated record
CGCCCACCUCGCCCCCUUGGCCUCGCCUGCCGGCCCCGCCCGCUCCCCCUCAGCCCAGCCAGCAGACAAGAUGCAGCAAGCCUCGCUGCUCGGCCGAAUCACCUCCACUGAACUGCUGCCCCUCCUCCGACAGUAUGCCGCAGCCACGUCGGCCGCCGGCGUCGAAGCCUUCCACACCAGCAAGGGAGCCCAUGGCGUCAUCACGCUGAUCGGCGGGUCGACCAGCUUCGCCGGGGCACCCUUUUUCGCCGGGAUCUCCGCCCUUCGCUCGGGCGCGGACAUGGCCCAUGUCAUCACGGAGCGCAGCGCGGCCGCCGCCGUGAAGGUCCUCUCGCCCGAGCUCAUGGUGCAUCCCUACCUGCCCACCGGGGACCUGGAGGACCCGGACCACGAGGGCCAGGCGCCAGAGCUGUCCGCCAGCAAGAUCGCCGCCCUGGCGGCCAAAUGCGUCCGACGCUCCGAGCACUGGCUCCAAAGCAGCCACGCGUUGGUCAUCGGUCCGGGGCUUGGCCGGGCGCCGGUGUCGCUGGCCACGGCCGAUGCCUUCCUCCAGGCCGCCGCUGACCUGGACAUCCCGGUGGUCGUGGACGCGGAUGCGCUCGGGCUCUUUGCCGACCCCGAGCGCACGUCCAACCAGUGUCUGAUCCUCACGCCCAACCGCAAGGAGCUCCUUCGGCUGCUGGGCGACGCGGUGACGGAUGCCCUCCGGCCCGUGGUGACUGACGCCCGGCUGGUUGACCUGUCGAAUGCCGACAUCCAGGGCCUCUUCAGGGACCUCUCUCGGCGCUUCCCCCGGUCUCUGGUCGUGGCCAAGGGCCGUCAUGAUAUGAUCAUCCAGCUGACCGGCACCGAGCCGGAGGUUUUCUGGUGCAGCACCGGCCUCGGGUCGCCCAGACGCGUUGGCGGCCAGGGCGACCUGCUGGCAGGGGUGCUGGCGGCCCAUGCGGCCCGGCUGCACCUGGUGAACUCAAUCAACACGCCCCUGCUUCCGGCGGCCGCGGCAUUGGCGGUCGAGCUGUGUCGCGAUGCGGCGGCCGAGGCCUUCGCCAGCGCCGGGCGCGCCAUCGGCGUGCCGGACAUCCUCCCCCGCGUCGGGCCCUGCCAUGAUGCUCUCUUUGGCCAACUGGCCGAAAAGCAUUCCCGCUGACCGGCGCCGCCCGGUGCUUCGGCGGGGCCCGGCUCCCCUGGGGGGGGGGCCUCCUCGGGAGCCGGCCCCCGCAGGCGCAAAAGCGAGCGCCGGCCUACCAAUGACACGCAGAAGGCCCGAGAACAAUGGCCUGUGCUCGA